Messenger RNA from Komagataella phaffii GS115, 825 nucleotides. RefSeq names its product Essential component of the MIND kinetochore complex (Mtw1p Including Nnf1p-Nsl1p-Dsn1p). Gene Ontology annotation, biological process: kinetochore assembly; mitotic sister chromatid segregation; mitotic cell cycle. The transcript has a single exon. Bases 1 to 825 code for a protein of 274 amino acids. Gene Ontology annotation, cellular component: nucleus; chromosome, centromeric region. The record is from RefSeq and is a predicted model, not a curated record. NCBI's taxonomy places the organism in Eukaryota, Fungi, Ascomycota, Pichiomycetes, Pichiales, Pichiaceae.
AUGUCAAUAAUAGAAACCAACUCGAUACUCACAGAGCAUUUCGAUUACCCUCCCAUAUCAAUAAUUGAUGACAUUAUCAAUGCUGUUAACGACAUAAUGUAUAAAUGUACUGCAGCGGUGGACAAAUACCUAAACACCCAUUUUGAAGCUUACAAAGAUGAGAUCGAGAUGGGAACGGGGAAGUUAGAAACGCUUCUGGAAAGCUACAUUGACAAGAAUUUUGAUAUUUUUGAGCUUUAUACAGUGAGAAAUAUACUGAAUAUACCCGAUGAUCUGUUGAAGGAACAUUGGAUAAAGUUAUCGCAUCAUGAAGGACUGAACAACACUGUUUUAAAAAAGAUAGGAGAAGAGACUGAAGCUUUGGAUAAGGAGAUUUUUCAGUUGAAAAGACAAAUAGCAAUACAAUUGAAAAUUCAAAAGUUUUUAAAGGAUCAAAUUAGUGCACUUCGACGCAAUUUGAAGAUUUUAACCAGUUACAGAUCGUGUUUGGACUAUUUAACAACUAAUUACCAGAAUGAUGAUAAACUGUCAAAAAAAAUUGUAUCUUCUUUGAAAAAGUUGUCUCCAAUAGAAGAAACCUUGUUCUACCUUGUACAGCAAACCAACAAUUUGUACCAAUCGGUAACACAGUUAAAAUCAGCAAUCCUUCCAACAGAAACAGUUCCCAGCGAAAGAGAUAAGUUUAAUGAUACAAAGGCAGCACAUUUAUUAGACGUGUUGAACCUAAGACCUUCGACAUUGAUUGAGGAGCCGAGUGAGCAGGAGUUGGAAAGACUGAAGGAGAUAAUAGCGAGUGUCAGUGCGAGUGAUAUCGACUGGGAGUGA